AUGACAAGCUACUUUUCUCGGAUGACCUCAUAUCAUCCGUAUCAUCCUGUCGAUAUUAACCUUUCUGGAAAGUUUGUCGAGAAUGAUUUCAGCCCAUAUACCCUCAUCAUUGCGUUUGCAACAACAUGGGCUUUGGUGCUCGGCGCAACCCUCUUCGCCGUGAGAAGAUUUUAUCCUAGACUCAGUAUAAAGGAUCAAGGCCUUUUCUUAUGGUUUAUUUUGACGGGGUCCAUUCACAUAUUCUUCGAAGGAUAUUUCGUCUAUAAUCAUGCUCGAAUGGCAAGCAUGACGGAUUUUUUCGGUCAACUUUGGAAGGAAUAUGCUUUGUCCGAUUCGAGAUAUAUGUCCUCCGAUACAUUUUUGUUGACGAUAGAGACAUGGACUGUUAUACUUUGGGGACCGCUUUCUUACCUCACAGCCGUAUUCAUCACCAAAAAUUCACAAUUCAGAUAUACAGUACAGGCACUUGUUUCGACAGGGGAACUCUAUGGGAAUCUAUUAUACCUUGUCACCAGUUUACUCGAUGAGUACAUCACUGGCAGACGGUAUUAUCGACCGGAACCAUUAUACUUUUGGGUAUAUUUCGUAUUGAUGAAUUCAAUAUGGCUAUUCGUUCCCGGAUUUGCCCUCUACGACAGUAUCAUGGCUUCCGCAAGGUCCUUUGAGUAUUCAGAUCCACCAAUCGGAGGAAAACGCAUUAGAAAAGCCAAAGAUGAAGGGAGCAAAAAGGAAAAAGAAUAUCGCACCAAAGUUCCUGCCUCUCAAGAAUCCGACACCAGGUCUAGAAGAGGUGGGAAGACUAAGUCAUACAACGACGACUUUUCGGGUUGA
This is a messenger RNA of Sclerotinia borealis F-4128, 831 nucleotides long. The record is from the annotation of a GenBank genome assembly. NCBI's taxonomy places the organism in Eukaryota, Fungi, Ascomycota, Leotiomycetes, Helotiales, Sclerotiniaceae.